UACGACUGCGUGGGUGGCUCGCCUAUAAAAGCCCGUCUUGCAGCGUCUCACCGCCACAGUCUCUUCCUGUUCUUGGUGCGUCUGUUGUGGCUUCUAGCUGGGACCGCAGGGGCCGUGAAGAUGGCGUCUACCAGCCGCUUGGAUGCUCUUCCAAGAGUUACGUGUCCAAACCAUCCAGAUGCGAUUUUAGUGGAGGACUACAGAGCUGGUGAUAUGAUCUGUCCCGAAUGUGGCCUCGUUGUAGGUGACCGGGUUAUUGAUGUGGGGUCUGAAUGGAGAACUUUCAGCAAUGAUAAAGCAACAAAAGAUCCUUCCCGAGUUGGAGACUCUCAGAAUCCUCUUCUGAGCGAUGGAGAUUUGUCUACCAUGAUUGGCAAGGGUACAGGAGCUGCAAGUUUUGAUGAAUUUGGCAAUUCUAAGUACCAAAAUCGGAGAACCAUGAGUAGUUCUGAUCGGGCAAUGAUGAAUGCUUUCAAAGAAAUCACUACUAUGGCAGACAGAAUCAACCUCCCUCGAAAUAUAGUUGAUCGAACAAAUAAUUUAUUCAAGCAAGUGUAUGAACAGAAGAGCCUAAAGGGCAGAGCUAAUGAUGCCAUAGCUUCCGCUUGUCUCUAUAUCGCCUGUAGACAAGAAGGGGUUCCUAGGACAUUUAAAGAAAUAUGUGCUGUGUCACGAAUUUCUAAGAAAGAAAUUGGUAGAUGUUUCAAACUUAUUUUGAAGGCUUUAGAAACCAGUGUGGAUUUGAUUACGACCGGGGACUUCAUGUCCAGGUUUUGUUCCAACCUUUGUCUCCCUAAACAAGUGCAGAUGGCAGCUACACAUAUAGCCCGUAAAGCUGUGGAACUGGACUUGGUUCCUGGAAGGAGCCCCAUCUCUGUGGCUGCGGCAGCCAUUUACAUGGCUUCACAGGCAUCAGCUGAGAAGAGGACCCAAAAAGAAAUUGGAGAUAUAGCUGGUGUUGCUGAUGUUACAAUCAGACAGUCCUACAGGCUGAUCUAUCCUCGAGCCCCAGAUCUGUUUCCUACAGACUUCAAAUUUGACACCCCUGUGGACAAACUACCACAGCUGUAAAUUGAGGCAGCUAAUGUCAAACUCUUCUGAACACUGAACUUGGCCUGUUGUACAUAGCCUAUACCAAGUGCUGGAUUGAGCCUCUCUUUAAGGAAAAACAAAAGACAUGGUACGCAUUCCAGGGCUAACUAAUUGCUUGGCAUUCUGUAUGUAUAUACUAGUGAAACAUAUUUAAUGGUUUAAAUUUCUUAUUGAAUUUGCUUUCUUUUGUAGCAAUCUAGGAAACUGUAUUUUGGAAGAUAUUUGAAAUUAUGUAAUUCUUGAAUAAAAUGUUUUUGAAAACUAAA
Ailuropoda melanoleuca (giant panda) is the source of this 1358-nucleotide messenger RNA. RefSeq names its product general transcription factor IIB (gene GTF2B). The transcript is spliced from 7 exons. NCBI's taxonomy places the organism in Eukaryota, Metazoa, Chordata, Mammalia, Carnivora, Ursidae. Gene Ontology annotation, molecular function: acetyltransferase activity; RNA polymerase II general transcription initiation factor activity; RNA polymerase II core promoter sequence-specific DNA binding. Gene Ontology annotation, cellular component: nucleus; transcription preinitiation complex. Bases 121 to 1071 code for a protein of 316 amino acids. Gene Ontology annotation, biological process: transcription initiation at RNA polymerase II promoter; protein acetylation; transcriptional start site selection at RNA polymerase II promoter. The record is from RefSeq and is a predicted model, not a curated record.